Molecule: messenger RNA, 942 nt
Organism: Fusarium sp. VM40
Lineage: Eukaryota; Fungi; Ascomycota; Sordariomycetes; Hypocreales; Nectriaceae
Source: the annotation of a GenBank genome assembly
AUGACUACGUUCAAAAGAUUUACAGAGCUCUCUAGAGAGAUUCGAGAUCGAAUUUGGACCCUUGCCAUCCGGGAUGACCGUCCAGGAGUACACAUCUUCGGAGAAUAUAAGACCGCAAGCCAUCGUAUCGAAUCUUGGGGCGGUACAAGCUUUUACCUGGCUGCGCCUUCAUGGAGCCGAUACUUUGAGAGCCUGGAUGAGCAUCGCAGCGACGAGAAUAUUUCGACAUAUCUCAUAGACGGCGGCUUAUGGACCGCUUGUCACGAGUCACGAUGCAUCAUGGAAAAGCAUUUCAAACAAUCAGAACGACGCCCAAACCUACGUCCUCGUUACGAAUACGGAAUAACUUCUAGCGAGAAAGAACGUUUCAAAAGGGCCACGUCAGGUUACUUUGAUGGUGCUCCUCUUGAAAUAGUGACAGUUUUCCCUAAUAGAGAUCUUUUUAUCCUGCAGCACGAUGAUUUUGACAAGGUCGACUGGUUAUGCCUUGGUUAUGAAGUUUCUUUGGCAUCAACAAGAGAAGAGUUCGGUGCGGUGGGCCACAUCGCAAUCGAGUACGACCGAUCUUGGGGGGAUGGAAUUAGGAUUGACUAUGAGCUUUUACACGCUUGUGUCGGAGCAAACUACACCAUGUGGUUCAUUGACCGCUCUCUGAAAAGAAAGAGUCAAGCUCCAGUAUUCAAGGAAGAGUCAGACUGUUCCUGGAAGCUCAAUUCUUUCUAUGCCAGCGACAGGAAAUUCUUGGCGAUCACCGGCACUGACGAACUGCUCGACGACUGGGAAUAUAUCGGACCGGUCGAAACCAAUUGGUACAACCAGAUCUAUGAUUCGCUUAGCUUUGUUUGCCAGUUAGAGAGCGAUCUCACUGACCGGUACAUCGCUGGCGGCCUUGAAGCCGAGAAGCCCGGUACCGUUGGGCUUCUUGGAUGGGCCCCCUUGUGA